Ostreobium quekettii is the source of this 903-nucleotide messenger RNA. The record is from the annotation of a GenBank genome assembly. Lineage: Eukaryota; Viridiplantae; Chlorophyta; Ulvophyceae; Bryopsidales; Ostreobiaceae.
AUGGCCCUGUGGCGCGGCUCACGCCUCGCCGCCAGACUCCUCCGCAGCCGCUGCGCGCCGCCAUCCGCAUCCACCGACAGCGCCGCCUGGGUGCCCCUCCUCCCCCAAGCGGCGAUCCCGGCGCUCGGCGCCGACCACGUGGUGCGAUGGCCGCGCUGCUGGGCGGGGAUCAGAGCCGCCUGUCAGAGCGCCGCGGCGCAUCCACGCGAUGCGGAUGACAACAGGACGGCGGCGGCGUCACUGCUGCAGUCGAUCAACGCGUUCAACUUGCGGGAGGCGCUGGAGAGGGACGCCGGCCAGCGGGUGCACAUGACACACGAUGAGCUGAUCGAGAAGUGCCUGGAGACGCGGGCGGCGAUCUCCAGGGAGGAGGCGGAGCGGCUGUGCGAGGCGCUGUGCACCGCAGGGGUGGUCAUGCGGUACAAGGACGUCGUAUUCCUGAGGCCCGGGGACGUUGCCGAGAUGAUCCUCUGCGCCCUGCCGGAGACACGAACGCAGAUCCAGGGCAACCUGGACGCGCUGAGGGAGAAGAUCGCGCCGCUGAGGAGCGAACUGGCGGGCAUCGAUGAGAGGGCGGACGCCUGGAGCAACAGGAUCGUGGUGGGGGGGCUGGCGCUGCUGGUGCUGCAGUUCGCGCUGUUUUUCAGGCUGACGUACUGGGAGCUGUCCUGGGACGUGAUGGAGCCGGUGGGGUACUUCGCGUCGCUGGGAAUGAGCAUAUUGGCCUACGCCUACUUUCUGAUCACCAGGGAGGACUUCGCAACCCAGUCGCUGCGGGAGAGGAUAAGGAAGCACUUUGUGAACAAAGAGCUCAAGAGGAAGAACAUUGACGUGACCAGGUAUCAAGAAUUGUUGUCAAGCAUCCACAAGUUUGAGAGAUACUUGGUCAGAGCCAAGUUGUGA